Messenger RNA from Penicillium concentricum, 933 nucleotides. RefSeq lists its product as uncharacterized. Bases 1 to 933 code for a protein of 310 amino acids. The transcript has 2 exons. The record is from RefSeq and is a predicted model, not a curated record. NCBI's taxonomy places the organism in Eukaryota, Fungi, Ascomycota, Eurotiomycetes, Eurotiales, Aspergillaceae.
AUGAGUGACACCGAGGAUCAUACUCCCCCUCCAUGGGGUAGAUUGCCUGUUGAACAAUAUUUCAUCAUAAACUGGAACCACUCCUCAACCGAAACCCCUGACCAGCAACGAAAGAGGCUAGUUGCUGAGUUUCUGGACCUGGAAUCCUUUCCUCAUGCAUGGACUGGAGAUUGGGAAACCCUUCCGAAAGGUGUAGCUGUGCCUCGUGAGCCUACGACUGAGGAAGUGGACACCAUUCUCCGACCAUACCGUAGUGACUUGCUUCGAUGGCACGCUAUGACUAUGUUCUAUGACGAUACAUCCCCCGCUUUACUACGCACACAUUAUAGCGCCGACGAGGGAGAGAGAGGUAGACACGCCGAGCUAAUGGCUGAAUGGAGAGAUUCCUUUGAUUCUGAAGACUGGUGGGCGGUUCUCGACAAUGAAGAUCUCUUUAACUUUGGCUCGGAGUGGCGGCGUGUGUACCAUAUUCUUCCUGAAAUCGCGGGCCCGCUUGUACUCAACGUUGACGACAGAUGGAGAAUCCCGCGGGCCGCUCAGAACGUGGAUGAGUUCCGUCCCAGUUUCAAAACGCGACUUGACGAAGUGAAAGAAAAAGACCCAAAAGCUUGGCGAGAGGACCGAGACGCAAUAAUUGACAGCUGCGCAAUAGGAUUACAAAACUACGUCACGAGGACAUAUAUCAUCCUCGCUGACGAGGAGGCUUUCCGGUCUGGAUGGUUGCGGGUGCUUUAUUUAGAUGGGUUCCGAAACAUCGUUCGCGAAGUUCGUUCAGAUCCUGUGUUGGAUGACAUCUCCAGUAUGAUUGGUACAUGGAUGGAAACCAACGGCUUCCCUCAAGGUUCCACUGUUGGGGAGAAGUAUCGAGCCAGUGCAGAGUUAGGGAGGGAACUGUAUCAAUUCACGGAGGAGGACCUUGCAGACCCUAAUUGA